UCGGCAGCAUCAUCCGCGGCUGCGGGGCUGACACACGCCUCCAUCCUCCUCUCCCCCGGCAGCCGCUCACACGCGCCUCGCCGCGGGCGGAGCGGAGCGGGGGGCGCCGCGGCAGACAAAGCAAAGAUGGCAGGGAUCCUCGCCUGGUUCUGGAACGAGCGGUUCUGGCUGCCGCACAACGUCACCUGGGCGGACCUGCAGAGCACGGAGGAAGCCGCCUUCCCGCAGGCGGAGGACCUCUACCUCGCCUUCCCCCUGGCCUUCUGCAUCUUCAUGAUCCGGCUGCUCUUCGAAAGGUUCAUUGCUAAACCAUGUGCCUUAGGCCUUAAAGUCCAAGCCAAUGGACCACAGAAAGCUCAACCUAAUGCUAUUCUGGAAAAAGUUUUCACAGCUAUUACAAAGCACCCAGAUGAGAAGAGGCUGGAGGGCCUCUCCAAGCAGCUGGACUGGGAUGUACGCAGCAUUCAACGUUGGUUUCGACAAAGACGCAACCAGGAAAAGCCCAGCACUCUUAGGAAGUUCUGUGAGAGCAUGUGGAGAUUUACAUUUUACCUUUAUAUAUUUACCUAUGGAGUACGGUUCCUGAAAAAGACACCCUGGCUCUGGAAUACCAGACAGUGCUGGAACGGGUAUCCAUAUCAGCCACUGAUGCCUGACCUUCAUUACUACUACAUAGUUGAAUUGUCAUUCUACUGGUCCUUAAUGUUUUCUCAAUUCAUUGACGUCAAAAGAAAGGAUUUUGGCAUCAUGUUUACACAUCACAUUGUAGCAGUCACCCUGCUUACCUUCUCAUAUGUAACCAAUUUGACACGAGUGGGAACCUUGAUCUUGUGUCUCCAUGAUGCGGCUGAUAUUGUUCUAGAGGCUGCCAAAAUGGCAAAUUACUGCAAGUGUCAAAAGCUGAGUGACCUUCUGUUCCUUACAUUUGCCAUUGUCUUCAUUGUCAGUAGGCUUGGCAUAUAUCCCUUAUGGAUAUUAAACACAACAUUAUUUGAACUGUACGAAGCUCUGGGCAAUUUUCCUGCCUUGUGGGUCUUCAAUGUGCUUCUUAUGGUUCUUCAAAUUCUGCACUGUUUGUGGUCUUACCUAAUCAUAAAGGCAGCCUACAAAGCUAUUUCAAAGGGCAAGGCUGGGAAGUGGAAUCCCUUGCAGGUAGCAAAGGAUUCCCGAAGUGACGUUGAGUCAAGCUCAGAUGAGGAAGAAACAGUACCUCGCUCAAAGGCCCCGCACAGCACUAUCGCCAGUAAUGGGACCAGCGGUGCCAAUGGGACAAAUGGGUAUCUUACUGGUGGCACUUGCUCAGAGGAGCAUUAAUCCUUGAGUUCAAUCAUGAGACACGAACAGAAUGAACUGUUUGCUACUGGAAGUAAACUAUUAAGUUGUGAAUGCAGUUUCUUCAUGUAUCUCAGCAUCAGAAAAAAAUAGGAGUAUCAAAGCAUUCUGAUAGCGCACUGCCAUAUUUCCUGUUUGUGAAUGAAGACAGCACACCAUUCUGUAUACUUAGGCAUGCUGUAUGUGUAUGUAACUGACACAAUGGGAGCAGUAUUUUCACUUGUACUGUCUUGGAAAUAUUAUUUAUUUUGUAUUCUUUUGGGAAGUUCUGGACAAAAGGGAAUAUCCAUUCUGAAACUUUCUAUCUUGGAUUCUCAGUGGUGGAGAGCAUCAUGCUCAGAUCUCUUCUGUCCAUCACUGAUGCUUUUGCUGAAUCUGCUAUAAGUAAUAGUUGCUUAAUUUGUUACUUACAGUAAGAUAGAGCAUAGCUUUUUAGAUUUUAGAUCUGCUUCAGAUAUUUUUGCUAUCUUUGUGUUUUAAAGUACUGGUUUUGAAAUUGCCUAUCAAAUCACAGUGACUGUUCGGCCAACAUUAAGUUUUAAAACAUUGGAUCAAUAUUUUAAAUAGUAGGUAAUGUGGUUAAUUAGCAAUUUGGGGAAAAAAACGUGGUAAUUGUGGGAUGUUAUUUUAGCAUAAUUUGAAAUUCAAUUUGGUGGUUAAUUGCAUUAGAAUUAGACUUGAUUUGUUGUGCAAAUACCCAAACACAUUGAUGUCAACAUUUAGGGUAAACGCAUUCUCACUUUUUUUUUGGCCUUUCAAUUUUUCACCUCUACAGAUUUCAGCUUUUUGCAGAGAUUCCAUGUAAAAAGGUGUUUGUUCAGGUGCAUCGUUGUGAAUCCAGACCUCACUCCUGAAAUUGUUCUUGCCUAUUCUCAUGAUUGAGAGCAGGGGUGUAAUGGGAAAAAGAGCAGAUGAAAAGCUCAUUGCUUCCUCAGACACAGUUCAGUCUACAUAUUUUUCUUAAAAUUAUUGCCACUCCCUUGGUAAGGUAAAGAAGAGAAGGCAAAAUGCCAUACAUUACUAGAAUUAGUUUAUUUUAAAUGUGUGAAAACUUGAGCAAAAUUCAUUUAACAUAAUUCACAGCAACCUUUGAUUGCUCAGCAGUAUUUCAUCACCUCUACAAAUAAAAUUAAGGGUGUCUGUAAAAUAAUUUUGUACUCCUUUUUUCUCCAGGAUUUAGCAACAAAGUCCCAAAGAAGACAAAGUAACACCCAAAGUAAACAUCUUUUUAAACAUUAUAUACAUACUUCUUCCAGUCUCUAGAUCAAAGUUUGAUGUAGGAUGCUAAGGAUCAUACAACUCUUGCAGGACACUUUUCUGUGAUUUGUAACAGCAGUGCCAAAAGUAGGCAGGGUUUUUGGGUAGCAGACUCUAUGCAACCUACUGUUCAACAGUGCUGUGUGUGUGCACACAGAACCAAUGUGCUUGUAGACCAAAGACUUACAUAUAUAUGUAUUUUUAAAAACAGUUUAAAAAAAAGAAGGAAGGGACAAAUCAGGAAAAAAAAAUCCUAAGUGUGUCUUCUGUAUUCAAAGGGAUUGGAGUGCUGUGUUCAGCUGGAACUCUGAGCCAGGAAGUCUUUCUGAUUCCUUCCACCUAUGCAAAUAGCAAAAUAUACAUGGCUUCUGAUGCCAUAAAACAUGUUUAAAGACUCUCUUUUAUACAGACUCCAGCAAAGAAAGUUGUGUUGUCACUUCUUUCUUUUGAAAACUGAGAUUUGUCCUAUUCCACUGGUCACUCUUGAAAACUUCUGAAACCUUUAUUAUCCAUAAAGACUCUUGUGUAUUACGAAAAACACACUCUUGUGUGUUUACUUUUGUGCUAAAAAUAGUUGAAAUAAAGGUAAGAAAACUGAAAAAUUAUAAAUCAUGGAAGAAGAUAUAUCAGUUUUACUACUUACAGAGCACCUUUUUCAGAAGUCAGGUAGCCUUGUAAUUCAGCAGCUGCAGCCUAUAUGUCCAUAUCUGAGGGAGCAAGAGAGCCUUAUUUAAACCUCUUUCUCCUCCAAAAGUUUUUCUGCCUCUAAUUUUUCUCUUCUCCUGUGCAUUUGAUUUCGUAACUGGCAGGGCAGGUUAUACAUCUGAAAAUAUACCAAUUGCAAUAGAAAGUAGCCCACCUAUGCUGUUUGAAGUCACAGCUGUGUAGUAAUUACUGUCAAAAUGAUACCAAGAUUUUGAAAUAAAAUCAUCCUGGGAUAUAUUUAAUGAACAUUAUAAUUUGUGAAAUAUGACCUGCUGCUAUGGUAAUUGAGAAUAUCAGUUUAAACACAUCCCUUCCAUGGUGUUGAUUAUUACCUCCACUGAACCGUUUCCCUUCUGCAAAGAUGGUUACAAAAAUGGCAUUAUGGCAAAAUACUUUGUCUUACAUGAGAAUAUUGCUCUGAACCAUCAACAUGCGCAAUAGACAACAUACUGCCAUGUUGCUGAUGCCAGAACAGAGAGCAGUUCCCAACAACAAUCCUUGUGCAAGAGGCCUUCAGUCUCUGUUGGCCCUCCCCAGCAAUGCUCUGUAGUGUUGAUUCAGAUUUACCGUCAAGGCUACAACCCUUGAGAUGAUUUACCAUCACUGGCUAUGUAUCAUUUUAGUGUAUCAUAGAAUCAUAGAAUGUUAAGGGUUGAAAGGGAUCUUAAAGAUUAUCUAGUCCCAACCCUCUUUGCCAUGGGCAGGGACACCUAACACUCGACCAGGUUGCUCAAGGCCUUAUCCAGCCUGGCUUCAUCCAGCUACCGGGGCUGGGGCAUCCACAACCUCCCUGGGCAAUUUGUUCCAGUGUCUAACCACCCUCACAGUAAAGAAUUUCUUCCUAAUAUCUAGCCUGAAUUUUUUCUCUUUCAGUUUGUAUCCACUACUCAUUGUCCUGUCACUACAGUUCCUGAUAAGAGUCCCUCUCCAGCUUCCCUGCAUAUCCCCUUCAGAUACUGGAAGGUUGCUAUGAGGUCUCCACACAACCUUCUCUUCUCCAGGCUGAACAGCCCAAACUUUCCCAGCCUGUCUUCACAGGGGAGGUGCUCCAACCCUCUUAUCAACUUUGUGGUCCUCCUCUGGACUUUCUCCAACAUUUUCACAUCCUUCUUAUGCUGGGGUCACCAGGGCUGUACACAGCACCCCAGUAGGGCCUCACAAGAGCAGAGCAGAGGGGUAGAAUCAUCUCCUUCAACCUGCUGGCCAUGGUCCUUUAGAUGCAGCCCAGGACACUGUUGGAUUUCUGGGCUGUCAGCACACAUUGCCAGCUCAUGUUGAGUUUUCUUUAAUCACCACCCCCGAGUCUUUCUCCACAGGGCUGUUCUCAGUCACUUCUCCACCCAACCUGUAGGUGUGUCUGGGAUUGCCACAACUCCCAUAUACGACCUUGCACUUGGAUUUACUGAACUUGAAGAGGUUUUCAUCAGCCCACCUCUCAAUAGUGUCAAGGUCCCUUUGGAUCCUCACUGGUAAAGAGUGCAUCUGGGACUGAAACUCUUCCUUUGAGGUUUGAAAUUCACUUUCAUCUAUGAUACACUAAAGCAUAUACACAGUUAUCUUGGUUCAGGUAACUCCAAAUGACUUACUUAUCCCCUAUAAACCUGGCUUUUUGGAGUUAAAUACAGAUAAGUUUAAUAUAAAAGUUUAAAACAGAUAUGUCUGGAAAAUAGAUGAGGUAAGAGAUUCAAAUGACACAUUUGGGGAAAUGGGAUAAGAGUAAGGAAGCACUGAGAACUUCACUAACCUUUGCUAAACAGUCACUGAUCUUUCAAGCUAGAAGUUUUUAAAUAAAAAUUAGGAAUUCAAACAUUUUUUUCUCUAGUGGGAAGGACCAAGUGUUUUAGUGAUCAGACACAGCAGUGUGCUUCGAUUCAUUGCUUUAACCAAUGGUUGUCAAAACUUUGGCAUCUUCCACUCUGCAGAGAAAAUGCUGUGCAAUUAUUUCCUUUUUUAUUUGAAUUUGUCUGCUUUUCUGAUGAAGAGCUUUGCAAGAUGCAUUUGGAGGCCAUCGAAUAUGUAGAGGUUAAUUGCACAUGUUCCAGAAAAUUGUCUGAAAUUAUUCGCAUGAUUCAUGGUAAAUGUGAGACCUUAGAAGGUUCUAUAUGUUCAUACCUUUUGUAGAAUCGUCAUUUUAGUAAUUUUAGAAAUGAGGGUUUGUACUCUAUAACCUCUUUGUCUUCAAGUUCUAUGCUCCCUUUUUAUAGUACAGUACACGAUGCAGUGGUUGAGAUGUUGAAGUAGAAAAAUGAGGAAAUUAUAUGUAGAGUUGAUUAGUAAAUAGUAAGAAUUUGUCUUCUCUUCCUAGACAGCCCAGAAUAUAGUAAAAUAAAAUUCAGGUCACCCUUUAUUUUACUGUUUCCCAUAUUGGCAUAUUUUGUACCAAAAGAAAAAUAUAUGAUGGGUUGGUGUUUUUUUUCUUAUUAAAACCAAAUUGCAGAAAAUGGGAAAUAUCUGGACAAACAACAAGGGUGGACACCGGAGUCUUUUGGGUCUUGGAUCAGUGUUAAAUAGUGCUAGUUUUAAAAUACCAAAGCGUCUCAUGCUGUUUCCUUGUUGCCCUUUUGUAGUUUUUUCUAUGUGUUAUUUAUUUAAUGAUUCCAGCAGAAUUGGUACAGGUGUCACAGCUUCAUGUGCUCCUGUCUCAGCCUGUGACUGUUCUGUGACCACAUGGUUGCCAAUAUCAAAUGCUUUUUCUGAGACCCAAGUACAUGCACUAAAGCUUUGCUUACAGUGAAGUGAUUCUUGUCUUAAAUCUGUAUCUGUUUCAGGUGAAAAUCACUUUCUGGUUCUGAACAGGACAUGAUGGCAACAGCCGUUCCUCUGCAGCACAUGUCAGUGGUGAUCAAUGCUGGUUGAUUUAGUCACUGUGUGUGUUUUAUGCAGUGCUCUAGUAGGAAGCCUAAUGCCUGUUUCAUUCAUCCUCCCAUUAUCACAGCCUUCUGUAUCUUAGAGAAAUUGGUUUUCUACAGUUGAUGCUUUGGUAUUUUUUUAAUCUCUUUGCUACAACUCAUUUUUAUAUGUCUCCUAUUGUCUACUUCCUGUGACAUUUGGGGGAGAGGAGCUACUGAAUAAUUUUUACCCUUCCUGUAAUGUAGACCCUAUUAGGCCUAACUUCAGUAUUCUGCAAACUACAGUUGCCUUUAAACCAUGAAGCAAAACCAGUUUGUAUUACUUGCUUUGACUGGUUUUGAUUUCGAACAGGGACCUAAUGGGAACUUCAGUAAGAUGAUGUUACUCUUUUUUUCUUUUCCUUUUAAAAAGCACUAGUGGAACUUUGGAAAGGUGGUGUGCGUGUAUAGCCUUUAAAUUGUAAAGAUUUCUGAUUGUAGUUGCAAUGAAAACACAGUGUUUGAGUGUCUCUGUACAGAAUUCUCAGUCUUUAAAAUUGCUUUCAAUUAAAAAACAGGAGGAAAUACUAUGAAAUGGUGUUUUGGAGCAAUGUCAGUGAUCACACAUGUCAGACAGAUGGCAAAAACGAUUGUCUUACCUGGCUUAAAAUUAUCUGUGCAACAAUACGCAUUUUCUGGCUUCUCUGGAGCUUCAGCUUCUUGCAGUUCUGGGGUUUAAUUUUAUACACGAGCUCUUAUACCAUACUGUGCAUGUUGACUGUUGCAAGUCAGGGUGAGGCAGAUGACACACUUUCACCUGUGUUUUCAUGACAAUCCUGUGCUUGAGCAACUCUUUCAGAAAUUCAGUGAUGUGUAGGAAUUCCACUGUCCUGGAUACAGUGAUACACUAGCUAAAAGUCCUUUCAUGUACAGCUGUUGUGUAGAACUUUUGGAGUUAUUUUGUGUUUAAUUUGACUGGGUUUGGGUUUGUUGGUUUGAUUUUUUUUAUGGAAAAUAAUUAUUCCUCAUAAAAUCUCUGGAACUAACCAGUAUUGUGGGCUAUUUUAUUUGGAGACACUUUCAUAAUAAACGUAAGUAUUAGGAAUGUA
Molecule: messenger RNA, 7231 nt
Organism: Myiozetetes cayanensis
Lineage: Eukaryota; Metazoa; Chordata; Aves; Passeriformes; Tyrannidae
Gene: CERS6
Product: ceramide synthase 6
Exons: 11
Coding region: 127-1314 (395 amino acids)
Biological process (GO): ceramide biosynthetic process
Cellular component (GO): membrane
Molecular function (GO): DNA binding; sphingosine N-acyltransferase activity
Source: RefSeq, a predicted model, not a curated record